This is a messenger RNA of Helobdella robusta, 657 nucleotides long. RefSeq lists its product as hypothetical. The record is from RefSeq and is a predicted model, not a curated record. Lineage: Eukaryota; Metazoa; Annelida; Clitellata; Rhynchobdellida; Glossiphoniidae. Gene Ontology annotation, cellular component: ESCRT III complex; multivesicular body. Gene Ontology annotation, biological process: protein transport; endosome transport via multivesicular body sorting pathway; late endosome to vacuole transport. The coding region runs from base 1 to 657 and encodes 218 amino acids. The transcript is spliced from 5 exons.
AUGGGAUUGUUUGGUAAGCAGAAGGAUCCGAAAGAAUUGGUUAGAGAGUGGCAGGCUUCCCUAAGAAAAGAAAGUCGUCUUCUUGAUAGGCAGAUUUUAGGGAUCCAGAGAGAGCAGGAAAAAGUGAAAAGAGCCUUGAAGAUGUCGGCCAAGAAGGGAGAGAAGGAUUCAUGUAAGGUGCUGGCAAAGGAAAUCGUUCAAUCCAACAAGGCAAUCUCUAGAAUACACUGUGCCAAAGCCAACAUCAAAUCAGUAGAAAUGCAUAUGAACCAACAAUUGUCCACUCUCCGAUUAUCGGGAGCCAUACAGAAAAGUGUUGAGGUGAUGAAAAGCAUGCAGCAGCUGAUCAAAGUUCAGGACAUUGCUGGGACCAUGAGGGACAUGUCGAAGGAGAUGAUGAAAGCCGGGAUCAUUGAGGAGAUGAUUGAUGACGUCAUGGAGGCUGAUGAUACGGAGGAGAUGGAGGAGGAAGUGGAGAAGGAAGUCGAUAAGGUGCUCUGGGAGAUAACUGCAGGACAAAUUGGUAACGCUCCUGACAUUGUCAAAGACCCCCUUCCAUCCAAUAAAAAUAAAGUUAAACAAACUGCGGAGGAGGUCGAUGAAGAAGAUGACGAGGUGAUAAAAAUGCAAGCCAGACUACAGGCACUCAAGAGUUAA